CGCAGUAAGAUGGUGAUUGUGCCUGGGUGCCCCGCACAACCAUGACGGCCGACGAUUGUCGUAACCGCGCCGCCGGUGCCGGAAGUGACAGCCUGGGCGGCGGUAGCUGCAGCCAGGGUCAGUGGGCAGCGGUGUGAGGAGCGGUUACCAUGGGAGCGAGCGGUGAAGAGGGAAGCCCAGCUGACGGCCCGCCCGAAUCCGAGGGCCCGAGCACGAAUCCAUGGAACAUCAUGAUUAAGCACCGCCAAGUUGCCCGAAGGGGUCGGAGAUCACAGAUGGCAGUGAGUUUCACCAAUCCAAACAUAUCCAUGGAUCUGUUGCGAGCUGUUCUGCAGCCUCACAUUAAUGAGGAGAUCCGUGGCGUAAUCAAUAAGUACACCAAGUUUUUCCAGAAGGCUGCAUGGAAUGUGAAGGAGAAUAUUGGUGAAGAUGUAGACCCUGAGCAGCUGGUGCAAGAGACCUGUAAAAACUGUUUGGAACAGGCUAAAAUGAUGUACUCGGAUGGAGGGAAGAUGCUUACCAAAGCCAUUGGAGACCUUUCUGCCUCAAAGCGAUCACGACAGAUGGAAGAUGACUUGAGCCAGAGAGGGAGUCCGGUCCUGAAGAAGAGGAAAGGAAGACCACCAGGACAUCUGAUUUCAUUUGACCGGACAGCUCCGAAUGCUAUUGUCUCAAAAGUUAAGUACACUGAGCCAAUAAAACGGGAAGGACCCAAGUGGGACCCAGCCAGACUAAACACAUCAACCACAUUUGUGCUUGGGUCGCGUGCUAACAAAGCCUUGGGAAUGGGUGGCACUCGUGGAAGAAUCUACAUAAAGCAUCCUGAGCUAUUCAAGUACUCUGCAGACUCACAGGACAAGCACUGGCUUGGAGAGAAGCACCAUAUGCCAGCCACAGGUGGCAAAAUGGCCUACCUGUUAAUAGAAGAUGAUAUUCGAGAACUGGCAGCCAGUGAUGACUACAGGGACUCCCCUGAGCUGAGGCUGGAUGAACUCCGGCCAUUUAUUGUUCCCAUGUGGAUGCUGGAGAAGAUGCAGAAAUACAUGAUAGCUGUACGGACGGAGAAGGAGUAGGAAGCUCAGCUGAGAUGGGGAGGGAAGGAUGUUGAGGGAGGAAAUUUUUAUUGCCAGGAUUGGCUAGUGUCUGGUGGUAUAUUUAAGUCCUUUGAAGGGACUGGAUGUUCCUAGUUUUGAUCAUUAGUCUUCCUGAAAGUGAUCCUUGCAGCAGGAUCGACAAAUGAGCACAAAGCAUGGAAAAGACCAGGGCCAGUCAUUGUGUGAAACAAGUUUAAGUUGUGUCCCUGUGUAUUUGUGCCCUGUAAAGCCUGUGCCUAAAGCUAUCUGAGGUGUCCAGUUGGGUCCUGAAGAAACUGCCCUCUGUGCCUGGCUGUGUCUCAAUAGCUUUAACAAUGAUAGCAACUGUUCCAAACUCUGUUGUGAUGGGAGGGACUGUCACACUUUGCAGAGUUGCAUGCUAUUCUCCAAGUGAAUGAAUGCAACCUUUUUAUCUGUUCAGUAAUAAUUGUGUUAAUUAUCAGUAGUUUAUCAGUAAUGGCGAGAUUGUGACCGAAUAGCUCUGGAGCUUGUGUAGUUACAUCAGGAAUGUGGCAUUAGAAUAGAUGACUGUGUAAAAGGUGUGAUUACACAUAUUAAAGUCUAACCCCAUCAACUUGAUGAAUAUAAAACUCCAGUCUGAUUUUCCCAUCACGUCUAAUUCAUAAGUCUGGAAUUCUUCAACCAAACUGUCCAGUCCUCUUGGAAUGAUGUUACAAGCUUUUCGUACUGCAGUUGUAUCCAGCACCCAGGCAAUGUGUACUGUAAGAUUCUUUGUGAAUCGAAACUUGUGAAUUUUCAAUUGUGCAAGCUUAGAUGUGUGGCUUGAUUAGUUAAUGCCGGAUAUUUCCAUUAAGCUGAUGUGGAUCAGAAACAAGCUUCUACUGUGCUUGUCUAUUUAACUCUCCAAGUUUGGAGAUUUGUGUCUUCCUAAUGCUUUUUGUCAAUUAAAAGUUGUAUUUUUUCCC
Messenger RNA from Mobula hypostoma (lesser devil ray), 2020 nucleotides. RefSeq names its product deoxynucleotidyltransferase terminal-interacting protein 1 (gene dnttip1). Bases 150 to 1073 code for a protein of 307 amino acids. NCBI's taxonomy places the organism in Eukaryota, Metazoa, Chordata, Chondrichthyes, Myliobatiformes, Myliobatidae. Gene Ontology annotation, cellular component: nucleus. The record is from RefSeq and is a predicted model, not a curated record. Gene Ontology annotation, molecular function: nucleosome binding; DNA binding. The transcript is spliced from 13 exons.